AUCAUUAAACGGUGUGGCAGUUUCUCCGGUGUCUGAUCUUGGAAGGGGAGUUUCUGUUGCGGCUUGAAUGAGGUGGAUGCUGCUCUGUUGCAGCUGGAAGGACGAACGCAUGGGAGAGGAGGAAGCUGGUGGGAGGUUACCGGUGUGUGCGGGCUGCAGACAACACAUAUAUGAUGAGCAAUAUCUACAGGCGCUCAACACGGACUGGCACACGCUGUGUUUCAGGUGUUGUGAGUGCGGGGCAUCCCUCUCUCACUGGUACUAUGAGAAGGACGGCCGUCUCUUCUGUAAGAAAGACUACUGGGUGAAAUUUGGCGAGUUGUGUCAUGGCUGUUCGGAGCCCAUCACCACCGGACUGAUCAUGGUUGCCGGAGAACAGAAAUAUCACCCAGAAUGCUUCACGUGUCUGAACUGUCAUGCAUUCAUUGGUGAUGGAGACACGUACGCUCUGGUGGAGAGGUCCAAACUUUACUGUGGUCACUGUUAUUAUCAGACUAUCGUCACUCCAGUCACUCUGCCGGACUCUCCAUGCUCCAGAAUUCCUCACACAGUCACUCUGGUCUCUAUUCCCGCCUCCACUGAUGGCAAACGUGGACUCUCCGUCUCCAUUGAUCAGGGACUCAGUUCUUAUGGUUACAGCCCCGAACACAACCACACCGUCAGAGUGGCACAGGUGGACUCAGAGUGCAUCAGUCCAGAUGUGAAGAACUCUAUUCAUGUUGGUGAUCGAAUCCUAGAAAUCAACGGAACCCCUAUUCAGAACGUUCCUCUAGACGAGAUUGAUUUACUCAUUCAGGAGACGAGUCGACUGCUUCAGCUGACUAUCGAACAUGACCCUCAUGAACCCAGGCCCUCAGAGGAUCAGGUGGAUGGCCCAACACCGCUGUCUGAGGGACCGAGCCCCAUCACGCCCAUCACGCGACCCCCGAGCCAGGGCAUUAACAACCUGCGCUCACGCAUAAUCACGCGUAGCUACAGUAUUGAUAAAUCACCAUGCUCCAGUAACACGCCGUCACCACUGUCUCAGAGGAAAGACAUCGGCCGCUCAGAGUCACUGCGAGUCGUGUCAAACCCGACACACAGAAUAUUCAGAGCGUCUGAUCUCAUUCAUGGAGAGGUGCUUGGGAAGGGCUGCUUUGGACAAGCCAUAAAGGUGACACACAGAGAGACAGGUGAGGUGAUGGUGAUGAAGGAGCUCAUUCGAUUUGAUGAAGAAACACAAAGGACCUUCCUCAAAGAGGUGAAGGUGAUGCGAUGUUUAGAUCAUCCUAACGUGCUGAAGUUCAUCGGCGUCCUCUACAAAGACAAACGGCUCAACUUCAUUGCUGAGUACAUCAAAGGAGGAACCCUAAGAGAAAUCAUCAAGAAAAUGGACAGUAAUUAUCCGUGGAAACAGAGAGUGAGUUUUGCCAAAGACAUUGCGUCUGGAAUGGCAUAUCUGCACUCCAUGAACAUCAUCCAUCGAGAUCUCAACUCACACAACUGUCUCGUCAGAGAGAAUAACAGUGUUGUGGUGGCGGAUUUCGGUCUGUCUCGUCUCAUGGUGGAGGACAAGCACCAAGACAAACUGUCAUCUGGACAGAUCCCGAGUGUGAAGAAACCCGACCGGAGGAAGAGAUACACUGUGGUGGGCAACCCAUACUGGAUGGCUCCUGAGAUGAUACAUGGAAAGAGUUAUGAUGAGCGAGUAGACAUCUUUUCCUUCGGCAUCAUGCUGUGUGAGAUUAUAGGGCGAGUCAACGCUGACCCGGACUAUUUGCCCCGGGCGAUGGAUUUCGGGCUUAAUGUGAAGGGGUUUUUGGACGAUUUCUGCCCAUCUGACUGUCCUGCGUCUUUCUUCCCCAUGGCGGUGCUGUGCUGUGAUCUGGAUGCAGAGAAACGGCCUGCCUUUACUAAGCUGGAGGCGUGGUUGGAGAAUCUGAAGAUGCAUCUGGAGAUGGGCUUGCAUCUGGUGUCAGAGCUGGAGCACGUCCACCAAGACUUCUGGCAGAAAAACACGCUCGGCAAGAACAGAUUGCACACUCAUCCAGAGCAGCCUGAGUAGCCCUAGCUAGGGUCCAUGCUGAUGGUAUUAACUAGAGACAAUGACGACCCUACUGAAGGAGGGCGAACAAGGGCAGUGAGCGGCCACGGUGUGGUGAAGUCCACUAGAGGACUUUGAAGACCACUCCGUGCAGCCUGAUGGCGUUAAGACACCAUGCUUCUGGAAAUCCAAGCGCCAAAUUCAACCUGCAAAUUGUUUGUUCUGCCUCAGUGUUACGUCACUGUUCUGUGUAUUCAUCAUCUACUGUCAUAUCAUCGGUUCUGGUUGAAAGGCACUUGACGCCAGUGUUUUGUUUGUGCAACAGUUGUUUGGAGCUUCGCUUGAGUCCGUUGAGUUCAUUUGUUCGCAAAACAUCAAUGUGAAAACACAAAUACACAUCACAAACACAUUUGUGGCAUAACAUGUCAAUCAUGCAUUUAUAACGCAUGUUUCAAAAUAGCUUUUGUUGUCGCAAUUGUUUGAUGCUCGUCAAUAGGUAUUGUUGGUUCAUUCACGUCUUGAUGGAAUUAUCAUAAUUAUGAGUUUCUGAGUAGUAAAGAUGGUUUUCUUUGUCAAAAGUUUGGAAACUGAAUUUUAUGAACGCUUAGACUUUUCCCACUUGACUGUUGAACAACCAAAACUGCUUUAGCUGCAACAGUUAAAAGUAGGCAAGAUAGUUUCGUCUCGUAAUUACUAUAAUUCUGACAACACAUGAACGCACCAUGUAUACAGAGUAUACGGACAGCUGUAUUUGGUCCUAUGUGCUGCAAUUGUUUGGCAUUCGUCAUUUGGUACUGUUGGUUUGUUCACAUAUUGUCGGAAUUGGUCGGAAUUAUUGUAAUUACGAGUUUCUGAGUAGUAAAAACUUUUAGGUCUUGAAAACUGUGAAUUUAAUGAAAGCUUCGACUUAUCCCACUUGACCAUUGACAUCAUAUAAAACUUUAAAAAACUGUGUUAGCUACAACAAUUACCGAAAUUACAAGAUUAAAGUACCUCAAAUAGGUAGUUUAAUCUUGUAAUUUCGGUAAUUCUAAUGACACGUGAAUGCACCGUUUAUACAGAGUAUACAAACCGCUGUGUUUGGUCCUAUGCACUACAUAGUGCUAUUGUUUGACGUUCGUCGUUUGGUACUGUUGGUUCGUUCAUGUCUCUACGGAAUUAUCACAAUUACGAGUUUCUGAGUAGUAAAAACGUUUUGUUCUUUGUCAGAAAGUCGUAAUUUUAUGAAAGCUUCGACUUUACCCUCUUGACCAUUGAUGUCAUAUAGAAAAAAAACUGCGUUAGUUACAACAGUUAAAGGUAGUCGAGGUAGUUUAAUCUUGUAAUUAUUGUAAUUCCGACGACAUAUGAACACACCAUGUAUACGGAGUAUACAAAACGCCAUGUUUGGUACUACACACUGCAUAGCAUCGAUAAAGUCUUGUCUUCACGUCCUUACGUUAGGUACACACCCUUAUCACAUGUAAACCAACAGUGUUGGUUGCACUAAUAUUCCUCGCCUGUUCUCGCAAGGCGAAUCCGGGCAUAUCCCGUGGUGUAAAUAGCGAAUUAUAGAACAUGCUGUAAAUGUUUGAUAUAUUGUAUAUGUGCAGACAUUAUUUUGUAUACUGAUUCCACAUUUGCGUAUUUUUGAUUUGGAUACGUGUUAAAACGCAAGACAUCAAUGGCUCAGUAAAAAUACUUUUCCAGCGACUUCCUAUUUGUGUGAGGAAAACGCAAAAAACACGAGAUAUAUGAACUAUGGGUUUCUCUCUCUUGUUUAAGUUUGCUGCUCGCUUAUACCGAUUAGGGUACUUGAUUUAUUGUCCUUAAGUGAAUGUCCCUUGACUAUUGCUUGCAAAUUAUUUUACUCUUUAAUGCAGAAUUGACUUGUUCAGAUAAAACUUGAUCAAGAUCUUGUACUUUAUUGAAAACGUACCAAAAUCAAUUGCUUGUUACUUUUGGACGUGCUGCCACUGAUAUCUGAUUUGGAUUCAGUUUCUUCCCAGGCUUGUGAUUAUUGUGAUUGGCACUUUCCACAAAAAGGGUACAGAAUAGGGUCUGAAGAUCUUAUAAAAUGGAGUCAGAACUUUUAUUUUUUCUUCAACAAAGUAUCAUUUAAAGAAAGUGCUUACCCUUCAGGAAAUGUUGUUUGACCAUUUUUAGUUUGGUUUGGGUUCCCUCUCAGUACCUUUAUCCAUGCCUUACAAAACAAUUAUUGUAGUUUUACUACAGUAACUAUAUUUGAAGUAAAAGCAUAACUUGCCAAAACUUAGGGCAUGUCGAUAGUUUAAAACCCUGAUUAUUGUGAAUUUGUUAUCUUCUAGCAACAAUAUUUUACAAUUAAAACUAUGCUAGAAUGGGUAACAGGUUUGUUGCUUAAAUUAAGCAGUAUGCUAGUAAGUUUGGGACGAAAUGUUGGUUUGUACUUUUUGCAAAAUGUAUAUUUCCCUUUAAUUAAAGAAAUAUAUUUGUUUGUCUCAUAAUAACUGUGGUAACAGAGUUGAAUGCUAGAGAAAAAAGUCAUGAAACGCCAUUUUAUACCCUAUUUGUAGAAAAUGCCGAUUGUGUUUUGGAAAAGUCAAGCUUGAUUUUAGAUUCACAUUGUACGGUUUGACUCUGGGUCGAUCGUCACUUGGGAACAGGUGAAAUGUGGCAGGAUGGAGCUGAAUGUGUGUCGAUGUUUCGCGCAUCUCCCCGUGGGAGUCCUCGUGUUUACACAAACGCUGCUGCCUGUAAAUAUCGUCCAGAAAAUGCUUCUCUUGCUGCUUUCUCCAGAGGUAAUGCUGCAUGUGUACCUCGCUGGCUGUUACGUCCUCUGCUAGCGAUCCAGCUCUUCGCAUCAUGAUGAACAAAUUUUGUUAUUAUAAAAUCAAACUCAGAGCAGGAAAAUUUGUACAGACAGAUAUCAAGGGCCAUUAAAAGAUAUUUAAAAAAAGACAAAAAAGUAAAAACACAGCCUCUGUUUAUCUUUUUGAAUAGAACCACUAUUAUCUCUUUUAUAAAAAAUGUUUAAAUGAUUUUAUUUGCACUAUGUUAGAAAACGGUUGCCGUUGUUUCUUUGGUUACUCAGAGAUUGAGAUGUUUAGUUAUUAAAUGAAUGCAAGUCACUGAUGGGGCCUUUUGUGAAGUUUGGCUCCUUUGGGCCCGUCUCCUGAGCAGCACACUGAUCAUUACGUGAAAGAACCAGCAAACUGAGUCCAUUUAAGUCAGUUUCAUCAUUGAGUUGAUGUGACUAAAUGUGUUUUUUUUUUUUCAUUCAUCAGACAUGUAUUUCUUUUAGUUAAGAAAGAUAGUUCAAUCGCAGACAUGUCCUUUACGUUCAUUGUUCGUAUUUAAUAUCAAUAUUGAGAUCAAUAAUAUCAGUAUUGUAAUUAACAAAAUAAGCCAUAUUACUAUUAAAGCCAUUACUUAGAAUUGAUGUGUCCAGUGUUCAUAACCAAAAAAAUUAAAUUAAAUUAAAAAUACUGAUUGACAGAUACAGUAUGACCCCAAGCAAAGUUUUACAUCUAAAAACCUUGAGGUAAGCAUUAAAGUUGACAUGAAACCAAAAUUGACCCCACGUUGCAAAAAACAUAAUUUAUUAUAUAGUAUUUUUAUCUUGUUUUCCAGUAAAGAUAAGCAAAAAUUCUUAAAACAAGAUAAAUUUACUUGAGAAGCAACAUUUUGUAAGAUAUUUUUUCUUUUUCAGAAAAAUUAUAACAAAAAUUUAGCAAUGUUUUUGGUUAUAACAAGCAUAAAUUUGCCACCUGGGAACAGCAAAAACUUAAUUUAAAGGGAAAACAAGAUUAUUUUUCUUACCCCUUUGGAGAAUAGUUUUUUCUUGUUAAAAGCAUGAACCCCACCAAACGUUGUUUGAUUUCUUUGAAAAGAAGACUUAAUAUCUAAUGCCAUUCUGCUUCUCAAGUAUUUUUUUUUUUCAAGGUUUUUUUUUUCUUUUUUUCUCAGUUUUCUAUAUUUGUGAUGGGAAAUAAGAUAUAAAUACUCAGUAGGGGGAAAAAAAUCAUUUUUCUUUUCUUUGCAGACUCGGGCAGCAAUUUGAGUUGAAUCUUUUCGAAAAAUAUAUACAACUUUUUGUCCCCAGUCCAUUCAAACGAACUUGUUUUUUCUCCGUGUCUCCCCCUGCUCCUCAACAAUCGACUCAUCUACCACAUAUGGGCUGAAUCUGAAAAUCUGAAAACGUAGGCAGCUGACUUGCUGCCUAAUCCAGUAAUGGCAAAACUAACAUCUGUUUUGAAUGAAUGGAACUCUUAAGGAAACUGGUCUCCAAACAGUUUGAAAAGCACCUUAUUUUCAUCCUGCCUCUGUAUACAGCCUCUGAAGGUAGCAUUUUCCUGGUUUCAGGAAUGGAGCUAUAAAAUACCAGUUUCCAACGCAGCACCGGUUUCGUGGUCAUGCCUAAAAAAUCUAUUGCCCUCUUGUGGUCUGAGGUUUGUAAACGCCAGAGCAAUGCAAGAGCGCAUGUAAUGUUUGUACAAUGGGGCCACGCGUUGGCCAAGCGCUCGCAUCUGUGUUUGCGUACUUGCGUGAAGUAUGUUUCAGCCUUUAUAUUGUGCAUGAUUCAAGCAUGUAAUUUACAUUUACACAUAUUGGCAGACACUUUUAUCCAAAGCGACUUACAUUGCACUUAUUACAGGGACUAUCCCCCCAGAGCAACCUGGAGUUAAGUGCCUUGCUCAAGGACACAAUGGUGGUGGCUGUGAGGAUCGAACUGGCAACCUUCUGCUUACCAGUUCUGUGCUUUAGAACUACACUACACCACCACUCCCUAUGUAAUAACUUGCUCCGCCUCUGAAACAGCUUUCUUUUUAGGGUCACUUGCGAAUAGUUAAUAGAAAUAACUAUUUAAGUUGUUUUACUCAAAUUUUGCCGAUAGUUAACACUAUAAUGAAAUGCCAGUUAACGUAUAAGAGCUUACGGCAAUAACAGCAAAUAAUGAUAGCAAAUAUAUAAUAGCACAUAAAUAACGAUCUCAUAUGACAUGCCCACUUUCCAUCAUUCAGUCAAUUCCCAGUGGAUAAAAUUUAGUACAUUUUCAUUGAAUAUCCUGUUUCGCUCUGAAAUCCAUUACAUGACAGGUAAAACGGUUUGCAAAUGCUGUUUCAUGUUGACUUUAAUACCAUUACACACCAUUAUCAUUUCAGUCGUGUUCUUUGAGAGUUGCUGCUCAGGAGGUGGGCACUAUGGCCAAACUGCUGCCUACAGAGAGGUCUCUAUGAAAGAUGUUAUAACUGCAUAAUCAUGUUCACUGUCGUGUAUGGUUGGACCACUGCUAACAUUUACAGAAAAGAAGAGCACUUAAAUGAUGUAGUCUAGCUUUUAACUUUGUAGAAGUCCAACUCAGGGUAUCAUUAUUUAAAAACCAUCACGUCAUUACUGGAUAUCACAGUACAAGCAAGUACACCUCAUGAAUGACUCAUAAACAUCAAUGUGAACGCAAAUGUUUGGGCAUUUACCCUGAACAUUAUCUUGUCCAAUCAAAUACCGAAGCAGUUCCUCUCUCGAAAUGAUCAUUUUUACCUCUCGACAUUGCUGUGCCUUUGUUUUACGCUAGCCUUGCCAACGACUUGUAGCGUGUUUUGAGCCUGAUGAGUUGAUUUGAAAUCAUUGCUUACAUGUUUCAACGAGAUAUACUCUUGUUCCUGUACAUAUUUAUAUUGUCAGUGUCUACAUUGUCCAGUUUGAUAUUUUAGGUUCACGGUUCUGUUUUGUUUUUUCCUGUAAUUUAAUGUUUUUACUGAAGCUGUGAAAUAACUCUGCACUUUAAACAUUCUGGCCAUGAACGUUGUAAAAUUAAAGGAGUGACUGUAUUUCAGCCCAGAAUAAACUGACGCUCCUGAUGUUA
This is a messenger RNA of Myxocyprinus asiaticus (Chinese sucker), 7847 nucleotides long. Its product is annotated as LIM domain kinase 1-like. Lineage: Eukaryota; Metazoa; Chordata; Actinopteri; Cypriniformes; Catostomidae. The coding region runs from base 68 to 2044 and encodes 658 amino acids. Gene Ontology annotation, cellular component: nucleus; neuron projection; cytoplasm. The record is from RefSeq and is a predicted model, not a curated record. Gene Ontology annotation, molecular function: protein binding; protein serine/threonine kinase activity; ATP binding. The transcript is spliced from 16 exons. Gene Ontology annotation, biological process: protein phosphorylation; actin cytoskeleton organization; positive regulation of stress fiber assembly.